Boleophthalmus pectinirostris (great blue-spotted mudskipper) is the source of this 1238-nucleotide messenger RNA. RefSeq names its product DnaJ heat shock protein family (Hsp40) member B4 (gene dnajb4). Gene Ontology annotation, cellular component: cytosol. The record is from RefSeq and is a predicted model, not a curated record. Bases 91 to 1101 code for a protein of 336 amino acids. Lineage: Eukaryota; Metazoa; Chordata; Actinopteri; Gobiiformes; Gobiidae. The transcript has 4 exons. Gene Ontology annotation, molecular function: protein-folding chaperone binding.
UCGCCCGUGGACACGACCAGACACGUUCAAGUCCACCAGAAAUUCCUCCUUCGUGAUUUGAAGCGUGACAAAAAAAUAAUAAUAAUAAUAAUGGGGAAAGACUACUACAAAACGCUGGGCAUCUCUAAAGGAGCGACUGAGGACGAUAUCAAAAAGGCGUACAGAAAGCAAGCUCUGAAAUGGCAUCCGGAUAAAAAUAAGUCCCCGGCAGCAGAGGAAAAAUUCAAAGAAAUCGCAGAGGCUUAUGAUGUACUGAGUGAUCCGAAGAAAAGGGAAAUAUACGACCAAUACGGUGAAGAAGGUAUAGAGGGGAGUCUGAAGGGCGGAAAUGGACCAACCGGCGACGGCCCCGGCAACACCUUCACCUACACCUUCCACGGGGACCCUCACGCCACCUUCGCCACCUUCUUCGGCGGCUCCAACCCCUUCGAGAUGUUCUUCGGCCGCAAGACCAACGGCCGGGACGAGGAGGACAUGGACGUGGACGACGCUUUCGGCUCCUUCCCCGGCUUCAACAUGAACGGAUUCCCUCGCGACGGGCCCCAGCGGCGAAAGCAGGACCCGCCCAUCAUCCACGAACUGCGCGUCACCCUGGAGGAGGUGUUCCACGGGUGCACCAAGAGGAUGAAGAUCUCCAGGAAGCGGCUGAACCCGGACGGGCGGACCAUGCGGACGGAAGAUAAGAUACUCACCAUAGAGAUAAAGAGGGGGUGGAAAGAAGGGACUAAAAUCACGUUUCCGAGAGAGGGGGACGAGUCGCUGAAUACGAUACCGGCGGAUAUUGUGUUCGUGAUCAAAGACAAGCCGCACCCGCAUUUCCGGCGCGAGGGGUCCAAUAUCGUGUACCCGGUGAAAGUGAGCUUGAGACAGUCUCUAUGCGGCUGCUCCGUUACCGUGUCCACCAUCGACGGAAAAACCUGCAACAUGAAAAUCACCGACGUCAUCAAACCGGGCAUGAGGCGGACCGUGGCGGGACAGGGCCUCCCUCUGCCCAAGAACCCGGAGCAGAGGGGCGAUCUGGUGGUGGAGUUCGACGUCAACUUUCCCGAAACUUUACCCAGCAACGCCAAGGAUGUGCUAAAACGCCACUUACCCACAUAGAAGCCGAGGACGCGCAACAAAAUGAGCCAAAAAUCGCAAUUAUUGGUAGCGGUUUGACUACAGGGACGUGCAUUUCAAUGACAGUUGGCAGAUGGAACCCCUACGAAUGUGCAAUUUCUAUUUUUAAAAAGUGUUUC